CCUUCUCCCAGUAACUCAAUGGAAGAGGACGAUGAGGAAGCGCGGGCACUGCUGGAAGGCGGCCCCAAUGAGGCUGGCAGAGGUGCCCCUGCCGUCUCGGCUGUCCCCGGAGCGCUGCCGGCCCUUUGCGACCCUAGUCGCCUGGCGCACCGGCUUUUGGUGCUUUUGCUGAUGUGCUUCCUAGGCUUCGGCAGCUAUUUUUGCUAUGAUAAUCCUGCUGCCCUUCAGACUCAGGUUAAAAGGGAUAUGCAGGUGAAUACGACGAGAUUCAUGCUGCUGUAUGCCUGGUAUUCUUGGCCCAAUGUAGUUUUGUGUUUUUUUGGUGGCUUUUUGAUAGACCGAGUAUUUGGAAUACGAUGGGGCACCAUUAUUUUUAGCUGCUUUGUUUGCAUUGGGCAGGUGAUUUUUGCUCUGGGUGGAAUAUUUAAUGCUUUUUGGCUGAUGGAAUUUGGAAGGUUUGUGUUUGGGAUUGGUGGGGAGUCCUUAGCAGUUGCCCAGAAUACAUACGCUGUGAGUUGGUUUAAAGGCAAAGAAUUAAACUUGGUAUUUGGACUCCAACUUAGUAUGGCUAGAAUUGGAAGUACAGUAAACAUGAAUCUCAUGGGAUGGCUGUAUUCUAAGGUUGAAGCUUCGUUGGGUUCUGCUGGUCACACAACCCUUGGGGUCACACUUAUGAUUGGGGGUAUAACAUGUAUUCUUUCACUAAUCUGUGCCUUGGUUCUCGCUUACUUGGAUCAGCGAGCAGAGAGAAUCCUUCAUAAAGCACAAGGAAAAACAGGUGAAGUUAUUAAGUUAACUGAUGUAAAGGACUUCUCCUUACCCCUGUGGCUGAUAUUUAUCAUCUGCGUCUGUUAUUAUGUGGCAGUGUUCCCUUUUAUCGGACUCGGAAAAGUUUUCUUUAUAGAAAAAUUUGGAUUUUCUUCCCAGGCAGCAAGUGCUAUUAACAGUGUUGUAUAUGUCAUAUCAGCUCCCAUGUCCCCGAUAUUUGGGUUCUUGGUGGAUAAAACAGGAAAGAACAUCAUCUGGGUUUUUUGUGCCGUGGUGACCACUCUUGCUGCCCAUGUCAUGCUGGCCUUCACGCUGUGGAACCCUUGGAUUGCUAUGUGUCUCCUGGGACUCGCCUAUUCGUUGCUUGCCUGUGCAUUGUGGCCAAUGGUGGCGUUCGUAGUUCCCGAACAUCAACUGGGCACUGCGUAUGGCUUCAUGCAGUCCAUUCAGAAUCUUGGGUUGGCGAUCAUUUCCAUCAUUGCUGGCAUGAUAUUGGAUACUAGGGGCUAUUUGUUUUUAGAAGUUUUCUUCAUUGCCUGUGUUUCUUUGUCACUUUUAUCUGUGGUCUUACUCUAUGUGGUGAAUCGUGCCCGAGGGGGGAACCUAAAUUAUUCUGCAAGACAAAGGGAAGAAAUAAAACUUUCUCAUGCUGAAUGAGAAGCUUAAAUGACUGUGUCAUGAGAAUGGGCUGCACACAUCAUUGGUUUGAAAACCUCACUUUUUUUUUUUUAAUCUAGAAUUUAGUCAGGAAAAAUAAUGGUCUGGAAAUAUAUAUUUCAAAAGCACCUAUUUCAAAGUAUAUUUGUGAGGACUAUUUUAGCUUGUGUCUUAUGUACUGUGUAUUGCUAAAGAAUUCUACUUUGGAGUAGGCUAAUCAACAGUGAAGUUUAGAAAGUUUCUCUGGAAUAUGCAGGUGAAUUUCAGUAAGGACAGUAAAUAAUGGAAAACUUGGAUCUUGUAUUGAAAUAAUUUUCAGAAGGUGUUUCUUAAGGAUAUCUUUGGCUUUUUUUUUUAAUCUUAAAGCAAAAAAAAAAAAGCUUUUGAAGGUGUAGAAGGGAUAUUUUAUACAGAAUAAACAAUGGCAUUUUAAUAGGCAUUCCCUGUUUUUAUAGGGAAUAUUUGAAAGAUACUUUUUAUGCAGUUUCUUCGUUUUCACAAAAGCAGAUUGUAUUCUGCUAUCUUUAGUUAUGAGAGGUUGCCGAGCAGUGACCCCUUUGAGCUUCUUUAUCUCUCCAUUACCGAGGACCUUGAUCACUUAGGGAUUUAAUUUUAUAGUACAAACUUCCUGUACAGUUUUUUCUUACAGUCUAAUUAAUUACUAAAAAGUGUCCUUUAAAUUAUGAUAGUUGCAUAUCUACAUGGAUAAAAACACUGUAGAGGGAAUACUCGAUGUCUUUUAAAACUUUUGAUUUUUAAAAGAAUAUUAAAAUACUGAUUUUAACUCUUAUUUAUUUGGAAGACUGUUUCUGUAAGAAAAUUGAAGUCGGAAUAAAGAAAAUUUGCCUUUGAAAGUCAGUGGAGUACCUUUUUCUCCAGAGUAGAACCUAAGUAACAUGUUUUCCAAAUUAAAUAAAAUAUAUAAAAUUUCUUUUGACAAACUUAAAAACUUUUUAAUUGACUUAGUCUUAGCAUAUUACAUAUUAAAGUCAAGGACUUUUUCAUGUUUUGCUCUCCAGGAGUAUGCAGAUAUUUUAAACAACUGUUAAACUGUUGUAUUUAGCUAAUUGUAUUGUUCAAAAUACAGGACAUAACAUUGUAUGCUUGAAAGUUCUGGACCAGAUUGAAAGUACAUUCCUUACUCAGGUCAAGUUUAUUUAUAUCCAUUUUUCUGAUUGACGGUUUAUUGUGUCAUUAUUCAGUUGUUCUUUCGGCUUUGACGGCCAUUUGACUGUUGUAGCCCAGAUUAUUGAAUUUUGGCUUUAGCAGUUGGUGAGAGUGGAGGAAGCCAGUUGCUACU
This is a messenger RNA of Odobenus rosmarus divergens (Pacific walrus), 2725 nucleotides long. RefSeq names its product major facilitator superfamily domain containing 1 (gene MFSD1). Gene Ontology annotation, cellular component: lysosome. The transcript is spliced from 17 exons. Gene Ontology annotation, biological process: transmembrane transport. Gene Ontology annotation, molecular function: transmembrane transporter activity. Bases 19 to 1425 code for a protein of 468 amino acids. The record is from RefSeq and is a predicted model, not a curated record. NCBI's taxonomy places the organism in Eukaryota, Metazoa, Chordata, Mammalia, Carnivora, Odobenidae.